This is a messenger RNA of Hippoglossus stenolepis (Pacific halibut), 1595 nucleotides long. It is a transcript of the gene anp32b, whose product is annotated as acidic (leucine-rich) nuclear phosphoprotein 32 family, member B. Gene Ontology annotation, cellular component: nucleus. The transcript is spliced from 7 exons. Gene Ontology annotation, molecular function: histone binding. Bases 153 to 947 code for a protein of 264 amino acids. The record is from RefSeq and is a predicted model, not a curated record. Lineage: Eukaryota; Metazoa; Chordata; Actinopteri; Pleuronectiformes; Pleuronectidae. Gene Ontology annotation, biological process: regulation of apoptotic process.
UCCAUGGUUGUCUCUCCUCUCUCCGACUAACUUAGCGCUUGGCUCAGUUCAUUAUACAGUCCUAUAUUCUCCCUCCAUUAGGGCAUCUCUGCCUUUGGACUGAAGAUCCCAGCGAAACCCAGGAGAGAAAAGUUUCACUUGCACGGGGCGAGAUGGACAUGAACAAGAGGAUCCACUUGGAGCUAAGAAACAGGACACCGUCUGAUGUACGAGAACUCGUCCUCGACAAUUGUCGAUCACCUGAAGGAAAAAUCGAGGGCCUCACAUCCGAGUUUGUCAACCUGGAGUUCCUCAGUUUGAUAAAUGUCGGCUUAAUGUCAGUGUCCAACCUGCCUAAACUAGGAAAACUCAAAAAGCUGGAGUUGAGCGACAACAGAAUCAGCGGCGGCCUCGAUGUUUUAGCAGAGAAACUACCCAACCUCACACAUCUAAACCUGAGCGGCAACAAAUUGAAAGACAUCAGCACAUUGGAACCAUUGAAAAAACUGGCCAACCUGAAGAGUUUGGACCUGUUCAACUGUGAAGUGACAAACCUGAACGACUACAGAGACAGCGUGUUCAAGCUGCUGCCUCAGCUCACCUACCUGGAUGGGUACGACAUGGAGGACAGGGAAGCCUCUGACUCUGACGGAGAGGUUGACGGUGAUGGCGUAGAUGAUGAUGAAGAUGAAGAGGGAGAAGAGGAGGAAGAUGAGGAUGGAGAGGAGGAGGACUUUGAUGAGGAAGAAGAUGAGGAGGAAGAUGAAGAGGAGGUAGAAGGAGAAGAGGAUGAUGAGGAGGUCAGCGGCGAAGAUGAGGAGGAAGACCUCCCUCAGGAUGGAGAAGUAGAUGAUGAUGAGGACGAUGAUGAUGACGAUGAAGACGAAGCAGAGGCUGCCAAAGGUGAGAAGAGAAAGCGAGACCCAGAGGACGAGGACGAUGACGACGAUGACGAGGACGACGAUUAAGACGAGCAAAGCUGAAAACAAGAGCCUACCGAGUUACCCUUCCUCCCUCACAAACCCGAACGUCCGCCCUCUUACAACUCGCACCGCCUUUGUAAUCCACGUCUACCCCCUCCUCCCCCAGCUCUGAGCUCUUUUAAUGGGGCAAGACUGUACCGGAUGGGUGGGCCGAGUGGAGCUGCCCCACCCUCAACCUCCUUCUCCUCUGUCUUUUUUCUUCUUUUUUUUUUUUGCCUCCCCAAAUGGAACUGAGAGCCACCCAACACCCUCCACCUCACCCGCCCCAUGGCCCCCAGAGGUUCUCAGGCAGCCCACCACUCAGCAUUCCACAAUUUCACUGUCGAUCCCUCUUUAUGUAUUCCCGUGUGAGAACUUUGGGACUGGUAUCUAGUUUUGGGUCUGUGCUUUUAAUAUUUUGUUGGAUGAAUUAUUUUUUUUGUUGUUGGGUUCAUUAUUUCUCAUUUUUUUUGUCUUUUAUUAUUAUUUUUUCUGUUCCUUAUUUUUCCCAAUAAAAUUAUUGCUAUAGCAGCUGUGCAACCAGCGAGCCAUGAUUUUUAGUGUGGCCGCCUGUUGCACAAAUCAAGGUUGUAGCUACAUUUUUACUUUCUGUAUGACAAAAAAAACAACUUUGUAAAUAAAAUGUUAACAUUU